CAGAGACGGCGGAGGAUUAGUUGAGACAGGACGGACAGAGACAUGGACGGUGUUCAGCCACAUUUAACUGUGAGGACGUCCUUCAUCUUGUUACUUCUGAGCCUGCUCCAAAUGUCCAGUGGGAACAUCUGUUCUGGCCCUCAAUCUGUGCAGUUUAAUGAAAACAACAAAGUGGAUGAUCUUGUGGCAAAUAUUACUGUGCAACAAGGAGUGACCCUGGAGUUCACACCUCCCCCUAACAACGCAUUCAAGCUCAGAGAUAACCAGCUGUUAGCUGCAAUAGUGUUUGACCAUGAGAGUGAGAAAAGCCAAGUAGCCAGGAUCACCUGCACUGAGACAGCUUCAGGCUUUACGUUUAAAAUCAGCAUUGUGGUAUUAGUGGAUAAUGUGAAUGAUAAUGCUCCAGUCUUUGCUCAAAGCCUCUACGAAGUCAAUGUCGAUGAGAUGUCUCCUGUAGGAACAACAGUUGGAAAGUAUGCUGCCACAGACCCAGACAAACCCAACCAGCUCUUCUACUCUCUGACAUCUGAAUCUCAGAACAGCUUUAAACUGAAGUCAUCCACCGACCCAGACCUCAUCAUCAGUUCACCUCUCGACUACGAUAGGGUCAAAAAUUUUAAAAUGGUGUUGUACGCUCAGGACACACCAUUGACAGCAUCAGAUAACAGGACCUCAUUCACUGCCACCACCACCAUCAUGGUCACCAUCAUAGAUGCGGACAACAGGCCGCCGUGGUUCCAGCCUUGCACCAAGCACAUGAUAGGAGCGACUUUGAUCUGCCAGAGUGCUGGAUAUACUGGCAGUGUUGUCAUAAAUGAACAAGAGAAUGGAGCAUUACAGCUGAAACCAGGCCCACUCUAUGCCACUGAUGGAGACACCGGGAUAAAUGAGGAGAUAACAUAUUCAUUUCUAAGUGGAAACGACGAGCAACUGUUUGAGAUCAAUGCAAACACAGGGAACAUCACCAUGUUGAAGCCGGCCAGAGCUGUGGAUACAAUCAAUCUGAGCGUGCUGGCCGCCCAGAGGAGGAACAGUCAUCAAUUUGCAUCCACCGCUGUCACUAUCAGUGUUCAGGUGAAGAGCCUUCACCCUCCACAGUUUCAGAAGCCUCUGUACGAGGGGGUCAUCAGUUCAAUCGGCUCCAUGGCCAUGGACGGGGAUAAGCCGCUGUACAUCCACGCUACAGAUGCAGACUACAAUGAGGUUCAAAAUCCUUUCAUUGUGUACACCAUUAAUGGGAGCAGUGAUUUCUCCAUCAUUAACGGCUAUUUAUUCAUGACUAAGGAUCUCCCAGCCACCACAUUAUCCCUAAACGUGGUGGCAACAGACGAGUCAAACGAUCAAUCAGAUACAGCUCAGCUCAUUGUGCAGGUGAAAUCAGGUCUCACCACCACCAGUUUCCCUAUGAGCACCACAAACAUUAUGACCACAACGCCCAUAAGUGAAUCCACCACCUACAGCAAGACCACUGAGGAUAUUGUGUCCACCACCAGCCCAAAUGUACCCACUGACAGCAGCAUCUCAACCACCAUCCCCAGCACCAGUGCAAGCAUACUCUCUACCACUACUACUACUACUACUAGUAUGUCCACUGCCACUGAAGGCAGCAUUUCAACAUCUAAAGCCAGUAUGACCACUGAAGGAAGCAUCUCCACAGCCAACACAGCUCAUCCUCCCACAGGUGCUUACAGUAGCUACUCCUUUAAAUCAAAUAUUGUCCUUUUGGAGCAAAUUGUACCUAGCAACAUCACUUGGUCUGUAACUGUUUUCUCUUUGAUUGUAUUGUCCUUCCAAAAGCUGGGUCAAAGUUCAGGUGAUCUUAAGAAGGGUGUCCAAUACACCAAUGAGGCCUUCCAGAAAGAUGAAGAUGGAGGAAGCACAGGCUCCGGUGGCCCAGACGGGGGAAUGAGCACAGAGGCCAUUGUUAAGUCUUCACUGCCACUGCACGCCCUCCUGCCAGAUGAUACUAAUGAUGAGAAGGAGGUGAAACCCAUCUUGACCAAGGAGAGGCGCAUUGAAGAGGGAUACAAGGCAGUUUGGUUUAAGGAGGAUAUCGACCCCAAUGCCAAGGAGGAGGUGGUGAUUAUCCCAGACAGAAGAGAGGAUGACAGUGAUGAGGAGGACGAACCUGGCGACAAAACCCCAAAAGUCAAUGUCGAUGACGCAGAUCUGGACAGUGGACUUGGGGUGAAGAUGGGGGAUCCGCCAGAGGACUCAGAUGGUGAUGCAAUGACCUCUGAUCUGUGAGUGGAAACGAAUGACAGGGACGUAGCAGGAACCACCUAUAAUCAAAUGAUUCAUCAGCUGCUAACAUCCUUAUUGCUCAUGACAGAGGAAAUAGAAAUAGAAUGUGGACUGAACACACCUUAUGUGCAGCAAUAAAGAAGCUAAGUCAUUUCUCAGAGUUCUCAAUUUAUGUAUUAAUUCAAUUGAGUAAAUUGAACAUUAUACCGCAUUCAUUUUUUGUGUAAAUACUUAGUUAACUGAUCUAAUGUAACGUAACCCCAUAAAGAUGCUAUAUAAAUGUACUUGAGGAGUUUGAGGCGGUUGAAAUCAAUGUUUAAAAGAGCUACUUGUUUACAUGGUGGGAAGCUGUAAAAGGAGAUAUCUGGGAUUCGGGCUGUGUAGGCAGUUUAGUGCUGAUAGAUGAAAACAUCGUAUGAGGAACUAAAACUUCUCAGAUCCAAACAGCAGGUGGAAACAGAGACAAAUCGUCUGCUUGUAUGUCUAGAACAAUCAAACAAUUUCUGCUGAUAAUGAAGACUAUAAAAUAUUAUGACCAAAAUGAACAGAACUUCAAGGACAUAGUCCACAGUAGUUAUCACAAAUGUUUGUCAGAGGUUUCACUCAAAUACACAUGUUGAACUUAUAGAACACUAAACUAAUGUAAAUAAGUGUUUAUGUUUGGCCGGAAACAUUGUAUAGUAAUAAUAAAAACAAUGAAU
Molecule: messenger RNA, 2945 nt
Organism: Paralichthys olivaceus (Japanese flounder)
Lineage: Eukaryota; Metazoa; Chordata; Actinopteri; Pleuronectiformes; Paralichthyidae
Source: RefSeq, a predicted model, not a curated record